Molecule: messenger RNA, 2014 nt
Organism: Rubroshorea leprosula
Lineage: Eukaryota; Viridiplantae; Streptophyta; Magnoliopsida; Malvales; Dipterocarpaceae
Source: the annotation of a GenBank genome assembly
GAGCAAAACAAAACAAGGAAUCAAAAAGUGUGGAAAUUGAUCUGCAGACCCUAUUUGUAGCCAUGAAAAGGUUGCUCAAAUCACUGCACCCCUUUUGAAUUCAACUAAGUUCACUUUUGGGGAUGAGAGUUACUACUCCUGUGCUUAGCAGCAAAAUAAAUCCUCCCCAAAGCUGAACUGUCUAUUUCCCCUUUGAUGCACAUUAGCAGAAUUCUCCCAAAUCCCUUCAUCUGGGUCUCUAGUCUCUACUUCUGCUUGUAUCGUUUCCCAAUGGCAAGUUCUUACAUGAACAAGAACCAGGCUCCCCGGGAUCGGCCGUGGCCGGAAUUCCCUACCUCGAAGGGUUUAGGGAGCUUUGGGGAUGCUAAUUGUAUGGAACAGCUUCUGGUUCACUGCGCCAACGCGAUAGAGAGCAACGACGCCACGCUGGCUCAACAAAUCCUCUGGGUCCUUAACAACAUUGCACCGCCGGACGGGGACUCCAAUCAGCGCCUCACGUGCGCUUUUCUCCGAGCACUCAUAGUCCGUGCUGCGAAGAGCGGAACGUGCAAGUUACUCGCCGCAAUGGCAAACGCCCGCUGCAACCUUGCCAUAGAAAAUCACAAAUUUUCCGUUGUUGAGCUCGCUAGCUUCGUCGACUUGACCCCCUGGCAUCGGUUCGGGUUCACCGCCGCAAAUGCUGCGAUUCUAGAAGCGGUGGAAGGGUAUUCCGUUAUUCACAUCGUUGAUUUCAGUCUGACACAUUGCAUGCAAAUCCCUACACUGAUUGAUGCAAUUGCAAAUCGAGUAGAGGGACCGCCAUUACUGAAGCUAACAGUGGCGGGCGCUACCGAAGAUAUCCCGCCUAUGCUCGAUCUUUCAUAUGAAGAAUUAGGUGCUAAGUUGGUUAACUUCGCUAGGUACCGUAACAUCAUGUUGGAAUUCAGAGUAAUUCCUUCGAGUUACACAGAUGGAUUCGCCUCCUUCAUCGAGCAGCUUCGGGUGCAACAUUUAGUUCAAGCGGAAAGUGGUGAAGCUUUAGUCAUAAACUGCCACAUGAUGCUCCAUUGCAUACCGGAAGAAACACUUUCUCCUCUUCCUGAAGUGCCAGAUUCAAACUCAUGCCCUUACGAGCCGUCUACCUUGUCUAGUCUUAGAACAAUGUUUCUCAAGGCACUCCGGGGAUUGGAUCCGACCAUUGUUGUGUUGGUGGAUGAGGAUGCAGAUUUGACAUCAAACAAUUUGGUAUGUAGGCUAAGAUCUGCAUUCAAUUACUUAUGGAUACCUUAUGAUACUGUGGAUACGUUUCUUCGACAAGGGAGCAAGCAAAGGCAGUGGUACGAGGCUGAUAUUUGUUGGAAGAUUGAGAAUGUGAUAGCAUAUGAAGGGCUGCAGAGAGUGGAGAGGCUGGAGCCAAAAGGCCGGUGGGUGCAGCGGAUGAGGGAUGCUGGUUUUAGGGGGCUGGAGCUUGGGGAAGAAGUGGUGUCAGAGGUGAGAGGUAUGCUUGAUGAGCAUGCAGCUGGGUGGGGAGUGAAGAAGGAAGAGGAAGAUCAUCUUGUGCUUACAUGGAAAGGACACAAUGUUGUAUUUGCUACUGCUUGGGCUCCUGCUUGAGGCUUUAGUACACUACUCCGAACAUUCUUUUGGGGUAUGAUUAUCUCUAGUUCAUGACUUAGUGAUGUAUUCAAUAUUUCUCUUUGACUAUAAGUGAUAUAUAUAUUCAAUAUUUCUCUGAGUAUAUUUUAGAGUCUAGGGUAGAUCAAAGCUAAUUGUAAUGUUUGAAGGAUGUCACUAAGAGAAAGGACACAAUGUUGUAUUUGCUACUGCUUGAGGCUUGAGGCUUGAGGCUUUAGCACACUACUCCAAACAAUUUUUUUGGGGUAUUAGUUAUCGCUAGUUCAUGACUUACCGAUAUGUUAAAUGUUUCUCUUUUACUAUAUUUUAGGGUCUAGAUCAAAGCUAAUUGUACUGUUAUGUGUAGUAUCAUUAUAACCUAAUGCAGAUGAGUACAUUCCAAUAUAUGUGUCUUUGUGCC